AUGCAUAAUUCACAACGUAUAUCGCUGAUUAUCGUCGGUGUAUUGGCGACAUUCCUUGGAACCGCGGUGAUACUACUUCGAGGCUAUGUAUGGCACACGCGAAGAAGAAAACAGGGGCUCGAUGACCUUUUCAUGGGGAUUGCAUGGGUGCGCUCGUUUUUACCAGCAGGUACUGAAGAUAUUAAUCAAAUCAGNGUUUUCUCGAUCGGCUUCACAAUCGCUUCAUUCAUAUCCGUCAAGUAUGGGGUCAGUUUGGAGACAAACAAGCUUCCGCCAGGUCACCAGGAAAAGGCAGUUCAGGCCAUAUAUGCCAUACAGAUCUUCUACUACCUCAGUGUGUUCUGUGUCAAGACAAGUAUCAUGUGUCUAUACCUUCGCAUAUGUAAGACUUUGGAACUCCUAAGGACAUGUGCUCUGGCUUAUGUUUACAGCNNCGAAGGUUUGCGGACAUGGUUCUGGAGAGCAAGUGUCGCUACCAUUGCCCUGCUGGUAGCCCAGUUCACUUCCACCAUCCUUGUGACUGUUCUACAAUGUCGUCCCACACCGAGAUACUGGGAUCCGAGCAUACCGGGAACUUGCAUCAACAUCAAUGCCUUCUUCUAUUUUCUCAAAGCACUCAUUGCACCGUCUAGCAAGAGUAUUCCAAGGGCUAGAGAAAUCAGGUUCUCUUCCGGCAGACUCUCAUUCGUCGGAUCUGGGGAAAAGAGCAAUCUACCGUCACCGAAACAGAGG
Aureobasidium vineae is the source of this 732-nucleotide messenger RNA. The record is from the annotation of a GenBank genome assembly. Lineage: Eukaryota; Fungi; Ascomycota; Dothideomycetes; Dothideales; Saccotheciaceae.